This is a messenger RNA of Calliphora vicina (urban bluebottle blowfly), 1461 nucleotides long. It is a transcript of the gene Nap1, whose product is annotated as Nucleosome assembly protein 1. Gene Ontology annotation, cellular component: chromatin; nucleus. The transcript is spliced from 5 exons. Gene Ontology annotation, molecular function: chromatin binding; histone binding. Bases 174 to 1271 code for a protein of 365 amino acids. The record is from RefSeq and is a predicted model, not a curated record. Gene Ontology annotation, biological process: nucleosome assembly. Lineage: Eukaryota; Metazoa; Arthropoda; Insecta; Diptera; Calliphoridae.
GCUGCCGCCGCCGACAAAUUUUGCCCCUUCAGCCGCCGCCGAAAAAUUAUAGUUACGUUCUCUUUUGCUUUGCGGGUGUAACUCUGUAAAGUCGUAGAAUUUGUUGAAGGAAAAGUUUCAACAAAUUAAUAAAUUUAAAUAGAUUUUUCAUUUAUUGAGAUUCAAUCGGAAAUAUGGAUGCCCCUCACGACACUGAAGAUACUGCCGAGUCCAUGAACGAGGAUGAGGAGAGAGGAUUUUCCUCUAACCAGAUGGUCCCUGCAUAUAUGAAUGCUAUAUUGCGUCGUCAAUUUUUGCAAGAAAUGGUUAAGAGUCUACCAGCUCCAUUGCAAAAUCGCAUUACCGUUUUGAAAAAUCUCCAACUGGAACACUUGGCGCUUGAAGCUGAAUUCUUCGAUGAAGUUUACAAAUUGGAAAAGAAAUAUCAAGAAAAGUACCAACCUCUGUUCGAAAAGCGAAAAACUAUUGUUACCGGCGAAGUAGAACCCCCAAAGGAAGAGCCCAAAUGGAAGCCCGAGCCAGCUGAUGAAAAUAGCGAAGACUUACCCGACUUCAGUAAACUGUUGACCAAGGUCAAAGAAAUUUCAGAGGAUACAAAGGGUAUUCCAAACUUCUGGAUGACCAUCUUCCGCAAUACGGAAAUACUAUCUGAAAUGGUGCAAGAGCAUGAUGAACCCGUUUUACAAAAACUUACUGAUAUUACCAUUAAAUACGACGAUGAGCAUUCGUAUACUUUGGAAUUCCAUUUUGAUAAAAACGAUUACUUCUCCAACCAAGUGCUUACCAAGCAAUAUUUCCUGAAGUCUGCUGUAGAUGAGGAUAACCCCUUCGGCUUUGAAGGUCCUGAAAUUUACAAAUGCAAGGGUUGCAACAUCAACUGGGAAAAGAAAAUGAACUUGACCGUGAAGACCAUCAGGAAGAAGCAAAAACAUAAGGAGCGUGGUGCUGUUAGAACCAUCGUUAAACAAGUGCCCAACGAUUCAUUCUUCAACUUCUUCAAUCCCCCAGAAGUACCAGAGGAUAAGGAAGAAAUCGAUGAAGACUCUCAAGGCAUUUUGGCCACCGAUUUUGAGAUCGGUCAUUUCUUGCGUGCAAGAAUCAUUCCUAAAGCCGUUUUGUAUUAUACUGGUGAUGUUAUUGAUGAUGAAGACGAAGAUGAUGAUUCCUUCGAUGGCGAAGAAGAGGAAGAAGAAGAUGAGUCUGGCGACGAAAGAGAACACAAAAGCAGCAACAAAAAGAAACCAACACCCAAUGAAUGUCCAAAUCAAUAAGUAAAUAAAAAUAAACAAUCACAAAACAAAACUCAUUUAAAAAUAGAAAUAUAAUUUCAAUUUAAAAUGUAGUUUUUAAAACAAGAACAAAUUCAUAAAAUUGUGUCCCUAUAAACAUCAUUUCUUUUUAUUUUCUAAUUGUGAAUUAACUAUUAAAAUUUAAAUAAAAACGUCUUUAUUUUGAAAAGCA